AUGCUGGGAGGCCCUGGUUUGAAAGGGCGCCUUGCCCAGCAGCAAUUUGCUGCUUUUGCACGGUCCACCCGAUCGUAUUCUUCAUUUCGUCCGCAGAUUUCAAGAUUCCCCGUGCGGAAUGGCAAGGUUCUCGGCGGGUCUACGAUAUGGAGGCCGUCAGUGCCCUCAAUUGCCGUGCCUGCAGCUCGAUUCAAUUCGACUUCAUCCGCUGCGAAUCCCAACGAGCUAGCACCCGAACCCUCUCAACAACCAACCGAAUGGGACCUUUCAAAUAUCGAUAUCGAAGCCAUCCCGGAGAAAAUUGGAUACCUGAAGGAGCUCGGGCUUGAUUACGGCUGGGGACCGUCAUCAGCAGUUGAAUAUAUAAUGGAACAUGUUCACAUGUGGAGUGGCUUGCCCUGGCUAGGAAGUAUCGUCGCAACGGGUGUCUUGAUCCGUUUUGCGAUUCUACCUCUCUUUUUCCGCUCUGCGGAUGCCAGCACGAGGAUUUCAAACAACAAACAUAUCAUCACGCCUGUUCGGGCCAAGAUGAUGAGCGCUGCGCAGUCUCAGAACCAGGUUGAGAUGCAAAAGUACCGGGCAGAUUUAGCGAAGCUAAAUUCCGAGCUCGGUAUCAAGUCGAGCAACGUUUUUAUCCCGAUGUUCCUUCAGAUCCCCUUUGGUUACGGUUGUUACCGUGUUGUCAGCGGCAUGGCUCACUUGCCUGUCCCCGGGCUGGCAGCGGAGCAGUUUGCUUGGAUCAAGGACCUCACAGUUGCUGAUCCGUUCUUUAUCCUUCCUUUGCUAACAUCUGGUUUCUUAUAUAUGAGUCUCAGGAAAGGAGGCGAGUUCGGAAACAUCGAUCAAUCACAACAGCAAAUACGAAAAUUCAUGAUGUACGGAAUGCCGGCAAUUCAGUUCCUGUUUCUGGCGUUCUUCCCCGCUGCACUGCAAAUGUACUUCCUCACAACCGGUCUCUUCGGUCUCUCCCAGGCCUACAUGCUUAGCAGCCCCUCGUUCCGUGCCGCCAUGGGCAUCACAAUUCCCCAGCAACAGCUCCCUACCGAUACGUCCGGUGUAGCCGGUCCUGAUGCGGGCAGGGCUCUCCGGUUGCUCACGCAGGCCAUUGAGCACGAGAAAGCUGAAAUUGCCAAGACACAGAAGGCCGCAGGCAAUGAGCCUAACCUCAGCUUCAUCGACCGCGCCAUCAACAACAUAAAGGAGUCCAAGAACCAGUUCACCAAGGAAACCUCAAAGAAGUUGGAGGAGAUGAGCGGAAAGGGUCCAAAGACGAACGCCGAUGGCUCUCUCGCGGAACCAGCACGCCUCAGCGACAAGGAUCGCAAACUGGCGGAGGACUACGAGAAGCGCAGAAAGGAAGAAGAGGAUUGGAAGCGGGAGGAGCGCAACUUUGCGCGCAGGGAAGCGCAUCUGAAGGCGUUAGAGAGAGAGAGGGAAAAGGCCAAGUCGGCUUUCAAAAACCCUAACACGAAGCAGUAA
Aspergillus puulaauensis is the source of this 1479-nucleotide messenger RNA. It is a transcript of the gene OXA1, whose product is annotated as membrane insertase OXA1. Gene Ontology annotation, molecular function: membrane insertase activity. Gene Ontology annotation, biological process: protein insertion into mitochondrial inner membrane from matrix; mitochondrial respiratory chain complex IV assembly. Gene Ontology annotation, cellular component: mitochondrial inner membrane. The coding region runs from base 1 to 1479 and encodes 492 amino acids. The record is from RefSeq and is a predicted model, not a curated record. The transcript is spliced from 3 exons. NCBI's taxonomy places the organism in Eukaryota, Fungi, Ascomycota, Eurotiomycetes, Eurotiales, Aspergillaceae.